Molecule: messenger RNA, 1187 nt
Organism: Kickxella alabastrina
Lineage: Eukaryota; Fungi; Kickxellomycota; Kickxellomycetes; Kickxellales; Kickxellaceae
Product: cyclophilin
Exons: 1
Coding region: 249-1112 (287 amino acids)
Biological process (GO): protein peptidyl-prolyl isomerization; protein folding
Cellular component (GO): intracellular membrane-bounded organelle
Molecular function (GO): peptidyl-prolyl cis-trans isomerase activity; RNA binding
Source: RefSeq, a predicted model, not a curated record
UUUUAAUUGUCUUUUUCAAACUUUAUAAAAAUUGUUUUGCGAAUUUUUUUAGCUGCUUCCUUGACAAUCAGUGACGUCCCCCCACAAGUCAGACGGACCAUUGACAAGCGGGUCGACCGCGCGCACAUUUUGCGGCCUGAGCUUUGAGAGCCAUUUGAAGUUUCAAUAUACACUCCUACUUCGCAUUUACAAGCUUUUCAACCUCAGCCUUCAGCAUUCCACUCUCAUAGCUUUUAUUUUUCACUAUAAUGGACGCAGCAAACAAGUGCCUCCUGUUUGUAAAUGGGCUGGACGCUGAAGUAACUGAGCAAACUCUGCACGCAGCGUUCAUUCCCUUUGGCGAAAUAACCCAAGUGACGCUGCCCCCAGACCCGUCCUCAUCUAGCCGACACCGCGGCUUCGGCUUUGUGGAAUUUGAAGACCCCGACGAUGCACUCGCGGCAAUCGACAACAUGCACGAUGCCGAGCUUUUCGGCCGCACCAUCACCGUACGCAAGGCGCGCCCCGGAGCUCUGGGCAAAUCCACCGUCGCAGUGGCGUUUGGUGAUAACGCGAUUACAAGGGAUAUACCCGAAGGCAAAACUGCUGGUGAUGUAAGGGUGGUUGAGGAUAAUCCGCGGGUGUUUUUAGAGUUUGCUGUUGAUGGGCGCCCCAGCGGCAAAGUUAUUAUUGAAUUGAGGAUGGAUGUGGCGCCGCGGACUGCGAAGAAUUUCAGCGCGUUGUGUGUGGGAGACAAAAGAGGGCUUGGAUAUAAGGGGUCGCGGGUGCACCGGAUUAUUCCUGGGUUUAUGAUUCAGGCCGGCGACUUUACCCGGGGCGACGGCACUGGUGGAAAGUCCAUUUAUGGCGAGACCUUUGAUGAUGAGAACUUUACGCUGGAUCAUGCGGCUCCGGGCACUUUGUCGAUGGCCAAUGCUGGACCGAAUACCAAUGGGUCACAGUUCUUCAUUACGCUGGAUAAGACGCCCUGGCUGGAUGGCAAACAUGUGGUGUUUGGCAGGGUCAUACAGGGAAUGGACAUUGUGCGCAUGGUCGAGGCGCUCGGAGACAAGAACGCGCCGUUGAAGCCGCAGAAGGAAAUAACCAUUUGCGAUGCUGGCCUGGCAUCUUAACAAAACAAAAAAAGCGUGUCAAAUGUUUUUAUUCUUCUGUUUGUCACUGUGCUUUUGUUUUGUUUAUGUUUGGGA